ACGCGUGGAAGCGCGACCGUCUUGCGGGCGUCUGGGCGCUCUCCGGGUUGAAUGACCGGCUGGACAGAGGCGGCGGCUCCGGGAGCUUCUCUUUACUCGUCGCUCUCUGGGAGAGAAUCCGAUCUAGCGGGGGGAGAGGAGGAUGAGGACGAGCGUGGCUCUCGCCAGCUAUGGAACCAAGCCAGCCCUUGGCGGUGAUCCUUAAACCAGUACAAUGCAGGAAUCGAGCUGCUUCCCUCUCCACCGUCCUGACCCAGUGGGGUUUGGGUGAGAUCCAAAGGGAGAAGAGCCGCGACAGUCUCGCCAGAUUUCUCAAAUCCAGCCUCAAGCUGAAAUGAAUGUCUUGCAGACUGAAGGAAGCUGAGUGCACUGUCACCACUAACACUGCAUUGAAAGGAAGAACUAAUCCAGCCAUCAUCCUGUCUCCUGUCAACAUUUGAUACCUUACGUUGCCUGUUGGCCACCUGUACAGGACACAGUUACCUUUUCAUUCAGCAUACAUGGAGAGGGACAACGAAGUGUGCAAGCCUGGCUAAUAAGACAACAACUUUCCUAGCCAGAGUGGGAGGCAGUCCAAUUAUAAAAGGAUUAGUUUGCAUUUAGCCUCCAGGACUUUACCUCUCGCCUGUGCGCCGGACACAAAUACAACAUCUAUUUUCAUUUUAUUUCUUUUUUUGCUAGCAUUUUUCCUCCCUGGUAUUUGUUUCUUCAGUUAGAAAUGGGCCCGUGGACUAGAAUGUGGCCCAUGGACAGGGUUGUUUUCUUUAAAUCAUGGCUUGUGUUUUCCCUGGGGCUCUACAUGCAGUUCUCCAAAGCUUUGGCCUGUCCAAGUGUGUGCCGCUGUGACCGAAACUUUGUCUAUUGUAACGAACGAAGCUUGACCUCAGUGCCUCUUGGAAUACCGGAGGGUGUAACCGUACUCUACCUCCACAAUAACCAAAUUAAUAAUGCUGGGUUUCCUGCAGAGCUGCACAAUGUCCAGUCUGUGCACACAGUCUACCUGUAUGGCAACCAGCUGGAUGAGUUCCCCAUGAAUCUGCCCAAGAAUGUCAGGGUUCUCCACCUGCAGGAAAACAAUAUCCAGACCAUUUCUCGAGCUGCUCUGGCACAGCUCUUGAAACUGGAAGAGUUGCACUUGGACGACAACUCUAUCUCUACCGUAGGGGUUGAGGAUGGAGCAUUCCGGGAAGCUGUUAGCCUCAAGCUUUUAUUCUUGUCCAAGAAUCACUUAAGCAGUGUACCAGUUGGCCUUCCAGUGGACUUACAAGAACUACGAGUUGAUGAAAACCGAAUUGCCAUCAUAUCAGACAUGGCCUUCCAGAAUCUCACAAGCUUGGAACGUCUCAUAGUGGAUGGCAACCUCCUUACUAAUAAAGGCAUCGCAAAUGGCACCUUCAGCCACCUCUCCAAACUCAAGGAAUUCUCUAUAGUACGGAAUUCACUAACAUACCCUCCCCCUGAUCUUCCAGGUACAAACCUACUUAGGCUUUAUCUACAGGACAACCAGAUAUCACACAUACCACUUUCAGCCUUUUCCAACCUCCACGAGCUGGAGCGACUUGAUAUUUCCAACAAUCAGCUUCGGAUGCUGUCCAAAGGUGUCUUUGACAACCUACACAACCUGAAGCAACUCACAGCAAGGAAUAAUCCCUGGCUGUGUGAUUGUAGUAUUAAGUGGGUCACUGAAUGGCUCAAGUCAAUUCCUUCCUCCAUCAAUGUUCGAGGUUUCAUGUGUCAGGGACCAGAACCCGUCCGAGGUAUGGCUGUCAGGGAACUCAACAUGAAUAUAUUGUCAUGCCCCACAACCACCCCUGAUCUGUCAUUUGUUACCCCAACUCCCACAACAUCAGUGCCAACCACAUUGAUCCCUACUUCAUCAUACUUUACCCCAGAUAACAGAUCCACUCAUCCUACCCCCACUGCAGCCACACUCCCCACUGUGCCUGAGAGGAACGAUGGAGAAAAAGCGACCCCUCCCUUUUUCGAACGGUUUCAGCUGUUUAUCCACAUUGUGAAUGACACUUGCAUCCAAGUCAGCUGGCAUUCCCCCUUUAAUGUGAUGGCAUACAAACUUACCUGGGUUAAAAUGGGUCACAGUCUGGAAGGAGGCAUUAUUCAGGAACGGAUAGUUAGUGACAAGAAGCAAAACAUCAGCUUGACCAGCUUAGCACCCAAAUCGACGUACCGGAUUUGCUUGGUGCCCUUGGAUGAUUUUAAUAACUACCGAGUUGGUGAGGACACUGUCUGUUCUGAAGGCACCACCAAGGCUUCCUUAAUAAGUAACACAGCUUCCAGCCAUGAGCAGACCACGUCUCAUAACAUUGACUCCCCGUUUCUGUUGGCAAGCCUGAUCGGGGGGGCAGUGGUAUUUGUGCUGGUGGUUCUGCUGAGCGUCUUCUGCUGGCACAUGCACAAAAAGGGGCGCUACACUUCACAGAAGUGGAAAUACAACCGGGGCCGACGGAAAGAUGACUACUGCGAGGCGGGGACCAAGAAGGACAACUCCAUCCUGGAGAUGACAGAAACCAGCUUUCAGAUCGUCUCCUUAAAUAAUGAUCAGCUCCUUAAAGGAGAUUUCAGACUGCAGCCCAUUUAUACCCCAAAUGGGGGUGUUAACUACACAGACUGCCACAUCCCCAACAAUAUGCGGUAUUGCAACAGCAGUGUCUCAGACCUAGAACAUUGUCAUACGUGAUAGUGAAGGGCUGUGGCAAGACACCUACAACCAGGAGCAAAAACUCAGAGGGCAGAAGCAAACUAAACCUUCACACACACACACACACACACACAAACAAAAUAAAACAAAAUUACAUUUGAUAAAUGUUACACAGAUGCGUUUGUGCAUUUGAAUACUCUGUAAUUUAUAUGGUGUACUAUAUAAUGGGAUUUAAAAAAAAGUGCUAUCUUUUCUAUUUCAAGUUAAUUGCAAACGGUUUUGUAACUUUUUGCUUUUUAAAUCUUUAAAAAAAAUAUAUUGCUGAAGUACUGUACAGGGUCAUACAAUAAGAACCCAAUGCCAUGGCAAAGGAAAGAACGCCACAUUCUUCAAACAUGAACCAUUUUGAUUUUGGAGCUCUUUUGGGGGAUACUGGCUCAUACAUCUUCCACUAGUUUACAGCUUAUCCACUAGAUAAGUUUGUGUUAAAAAAGGAAUCACUAGAAAUGCCUAAGCCAGAGCAAAAGGCAGGAGGGAUACAAAUUUGCCACCUCUGUGGUUUGUAAAAUUGGAGUAACUCAUGUUAAAACUUCAUUGGUCACUUCUACCUAUCUUGGGAUUUCUUGGUUCCAUUUGAAAGGAAACAUUAGGUCCUUCCUUCUGUUAAACACUAUGAAUUUCCACCACAUAUUAACAUUGUUCAAGAUACUUCUCACACAUUUAUGUUUCCUCAAAAAAAGUGGGAUGGAAAUAUCCAAGGCAAAAUACUCAUUUACUUUUAUAUUUGCAUCAAAAUCAGGUCAUUUAAGAAUAUUUCUGACCAGAUUUCUCAGAAUUCUUCGUCUACAUGCAGUUCUUUUUCCCCCUGAAGCGUAUUUAGUUUAAUCUAGUAUUUCCCAGCUGGGUGCACUCCAGAUGUGCUAAACUACAACUCCCAUUAUCCCCAGCAAGCCUAACUACAUUUACCCAUAAAGGUAAUGAAUGUCACUCAUUCCACAAACAAUCCAAACAGAUCUGAUACAUUGGCUGGAGUAGAAAGCAAUAUCUACACACUAACCACUGAAAAGUAGAAUAAAAAAAUACGCCAAAGUCAAUGAAAAUAUUCCCUUUGCUAUUUCUCAGUUUCAUAUCUAUCCAUGGCUAUGUUAGUCACGCCUAUGUUAGUCACACCUUCUCCAUGAGAGAGAAAGUGAACCCUGUGGGCAUUAAAGUAAAUAAACCCCUGUAUAAAGUGUUCUGAAGUUUUCUGGGGAGAUAAAUCCAUCAUGUCUAAAAUAAGUUUUAGUUGCGCAGAAGAUGAUAUGUGUCAAGAAAAAGAAUAUCUGGUUCAAAAAAAUUAAUAGGAUCUGUGGGGCUUGUUUUACCAUAAGUCCAUUCUGCAUCUUUUGACAGUCUCACUUACCUUUGUAGAACAAAAUACUUGUGUUUGGUGUUUGAAGGACACAAGAAUGCUCCUGAUUUUGUCUUGAUUUCUUCCAGCAUUCAUUUGAGAAUUUUGUUUAACUUUGUACCUUUGCAAGUGACACAUGGGGAAUGUAUGCUGUACAGCCUAUAUUAAAAUGAAGAAAUGCCACCAACACCUUCUCCUUAAUUAUAGAAGAGCUUGUAUAGGAGCAGCUCUGGUGUGGUGUACCAGCUGUCUAUGGAAAAACCUGGUGCAGCUCUUAAUGUUAUGCAAGGGUCUAUUAUUGGUAGUCUGAUGGACAUUUCCACCCAGCAUGUAGACUCUGCACAUGGUUGGGGGGAAGAAACACCCCUUGAGUUCAUGUGUGCAGGUUCUGUCACCACAUUUAGAAUAUCACAUGGUAUUUUACGUCUGCUGGGGAGGGAGGGCUUCCAUGUCCACCAUGAGGGAAACAUACAUCCCAGGAUAUAAUGUGACCCUCAGCUAAAAAUUUCUGCUUGCUUCAAGCCUUGCAUCCCCUCCCCCUCUUUUUCUUUUCUAAUUCAACUCACUUAUCCCCACCCACUCCAAUGCUCAAAACACAUCCAUGUGAUCUCUAAACUCAUGGGAAUGGAGCAUUCAAUGAUAAGUCAGCAAACAAAUUCACAUUUCUUUUUUUUAAAACAACAACAACAACACCAAACCCCUCACAAAUAUUAAUCACUUUCUUUGACGUAUCUUGAUUGGGGGAGUGGCUAAAAAAACCCUCUCCUGGUAUGGAAAAGAGCCCAGAGACAUUGUUGUCUCAAUCAAAUGGCCUUUAAGUAAAGGCUAUCUAACAUCACUUUUGAGAAGGAUUACUUAAGGUGUUGAGCUGAGGAAGGGGGUGCUUCUUCGUUUACUCAAUCUCUUAGAAAACUUGAUCCAUGCACACAGCUUCUUCAACAACUUGACAACAUUCAUCCUCCACCAUGAGGAGAUGGAUAAGCACUUUGGUGUAUGAUGGCAGAGUACAAUCAUUUCCUAAGGAAUUACAUCCCUUCCCCCCCACCCCACCCAACGCCUUUUAUAACCACAUUUUGGAUUUCCAUUCUAUAUUCUGUAUAUUUGCUAUUUUCUCCAGCUAUAACAGGUAUUUUAGGCAACCUGUGUGGCUACUGUAAUAGUGAAGUCACUGAACCUUUGCUAAAUAAAAGGCUGCCGUAUGGUUUGAACUGGUGUAAUUUUA
Messenger RNA from Elgaria multicarinata webbii, 5268 nucleotides. It is a transcript of the gene FLRT2, whose product is annotated as fibronectin leucine rich transmembrane protein 2. The record is from RefSeq and is a predicted model, not a curated record. Gene Ontology annotation, molecular function: protein binding. Bases 719 to 2695 code for a protein of 658 amino acids. NCBI's taxonomy places the organism in Eukaryota, Metazoa, Chordata, Lepidosauria, Squamata, Anguidae. The transcript has 2 exons.